CCUGACCCCCCCGGAGCUGUAAGCCCACUAUGGGAAAUCAGUUAUUGCAUAAACACCAUACAUCGUACGUAGACUGUGCGGGAAACUGCACCAGCCUACGUCUGCGAUAUCCCGUAUUCUACCCGCAAUAGCCCGUAGAGUGUAGGGACAACCUAUAUAUAGCUGAAUACAGGUCACAUACUACUUCUAUAUAGCCUUACCAUGCCGAUUGAGCCCUCUUAGUCAGCAUACAGCGUAACUAUUAAUACCCCUCAAACCAGACCAGGCUUUCUCUAUGCUUCCACGGCGUUUUAUCUAUCAUUUAGUUCUCUCGACAUAGGAAAAUCACAACGAAGACUAGUACAGUUUGAGGAUGAAGGAGAUUGCCGCAACACCUAUGAUGUCCGAACAAGACUUCUACCAACCCUCGGAUGUGCCGUACUCUGAAUCAGCUCAGAGCCAUGGAGACGACGGGGUUCCUCACGACUCGGAUGACGAGCCUAUGGUCUACGUGACUCCCCGAGACUACGCGACUUCGGCGCGCCAGGAGCGUGACCGCCUCAUCGCUGAAGGUGCCGAUCCUAAUUCUAUUAUCUUCCAAAGCGAAGUAAAGAACUAUGUCCCACGACAAGAUGGCGAUUCCCCUACCGACUUUGCGAAGCGCUAUGUCGAGACUAUGAAGGCUAUGAUUGGUCGCGGCGUUUCUAUUCUGAAUGAUCAGUGUACGGCUGAUAUGGUGCCAUGUGGAUUCGAAACCACAGAUAGAAGGUUUUUCGAUUUAGGCCCGGGAUCAGGCGCGACGAAGCGGGAGUUUCGAGAAUUUAGUCAGUGGUUCUCGGAGGUGUCAGAAAAAGGACAGAUGUAUGAAGUGCCGGAGAAGUGGUUGAAAUUUGAGAAGCCCCAUCCAAGGGAGAUUUAAAUUACCUCGGCAUUAAUCCAGCGAGGGAUCGUCCCCAGUGAUGACAAGUCUCAGGACUUCUCGUGCAACGAUUCCUUUUCCGAUACUCACG
Messenger RNA from Aspergillus pseudotamarii, 989 nucleotides. RefSeq lists its product as uncharacterized. The transcript has a single exon. The record is from RefSeq and is a predicted model, not a curated record. NCBI's taxonomy places the organism in Eukaryota, Fungi, Ascomycota, Eurotiomycetes, Eurotiales, Aspergillaceae. Bases 353 to 898 code for a protein of 181 amino acids.